UCUUAUCUGUGAGUCGGCUAAUUGGUGUGUGCUCCGCCCGUGUGGCCACACGGACAUAUUGUGGGACUUUCAUCCAGGUGUCGAGGCGGGAGUGUGUGCCAAAAACUCUGCUUCUGGGCAAAACAACACCGUCUUCGAGCAUUCUUAAGACGUACGGCGAAGGAAUGACGAAGUGACAGGAGCUAAGGAGGGUGUAUACGUCACUGCAGUCGCGUCGGAGAUGAAUUUCUUCAGCCGGCAUAGCGAGAGCCGGGGGGAGAGCAGUCGUGAGUGGGGAGAAGAGAAAGAGGAUGGAGUCAUCUACACAGUCAGUCUGAAGAAGGUUCGGCACCAGACAACCACCACUUCUCUACAGAAACUAACUCACGGGGAAAAUUGGUUUCAACCUCUACAGUGGGAAACCAUGAAGCUUCGCACACUGAAGGCAGGCACGGUGGAGAGACUGGUGGAGAAUCUGGCACCUGAAGAUGUGGAGGACCAAGACACAAACUCCAUGCACCUUAACGUCUUCUUGGCAACUUACAGAGCCUUCACUACAGCUGAUGAAGUCUUAGAUAUUCUCUUUAGAAGAUAUACAGAAUACAAAGAAUGUAGAAGAAGAGGAGAAAAUGGAAAAGAUAGCAGACAUGAUGUUUGUAGAAUAAUCCAGUCGGUGCUGUGUAUCUGGAUGGACAUCUACCAGGACGACUUUGACGACCCUCCUGCGUACCGGCUGCUUCACCGCGUGCUGGAGUUUGCGGAGGCUCACAUGUCGGACGGGGAGCUGGCACGACAGACGAGACACAAGCUGGACAGACUCCGCAGGAACGAGGCUCUCAAGGGGCAGCAGAAAAUGUCAGUACCCAACGGUCACCACCUGACCAGCAAUGAGGAUGUGCUGUUCAUCGAGGGCUCAGACUCGGAGCAGCCCCUAGACUUUGACACCAUCUCUGUGCGGACCAUGGCGGACCAACUCACAUAUAUGGAUGCGGAGCUGUUUAAGAAAGUCGUUCCUCAUCACUGUCUUGGCUCCGUCUGGUCGCGGCGGGACAAGAAGGGCAAAAGCACGACAGACGCCCCCACGGUCAAGGCGACCAUCGCUCAGUUCAACGCAGUUUCCUUCCUGGUGAUUGCCACCAUCUUAAGAAGUACCAGUAUCUCGAUAGAGGAAAGAGUUAGGAUCAUUGAGAAGUGGAUAGACAUAGCACAGGAGUGUAGAAUUCUGAAGAAUUUCUCUUCUCUAAAAGCCAUCAUCUCUGGUCUGCAGUCUAAUCCCAUCUACAGACUGUCAGAUACAUGGGCAGCUGUCUCAAAGGAGAAGUCCGAAGAGUACGAGGAACUAUGCACGAUUUUCUCUGAAGAAAAUAACCAGAUGACGUGGAGAGAGAUCCUUGUCAAGGAGGGGACGGCCAAGUAUGCAGACACCAGUAACAGCCAGGUGAAACAUGUCAGAAAAGAGAACAUGCAGAAAAUACAGGCACAGAGAUUAUCGGGUGUGAUGCAGGGCACAGUGCCAUAUUUGGGGACGUUCCUGACAGACCUGAUGAUGCUAGACACGGCCAUGCCAGACACGGUGGACUCCAACCUCAUCAACUUUGAGAAAAAGAAAAAGGAGUUUGAGGUGUUGGCUCAGAUCCAGCUGCUGCAGAAGACAGCCCAGAACUACAACAUCGUGCCGGAGCCCAGCUUCCAGGCCUGGUUCGACAGUGUGGAGCACCUCAGAUACGAGGAGAGUUACCGGUUGUCGUGUGAAGUCCAGCCCCUGUCAGAGUCCAUGUCUCCCCCCGCCCAGUCCAACAGGAAGGAGCGCAGCCUCAGGAAGAGAAUCAGCAGAUUGUUCAGCACGAGUGACUGGGAGACCAGCAGUGCCAACUCCAACACGUCCCAGUCUGAGGACAGGGUCAGUGAGACCAGCAUGCCUGACUCUCCAGACAGCCUCAUGCCAGAGAAGAUGUCAGCCUCCUCCUCCUCCUCCUCGCUCACAUCCCUGGAGAUGUCGACCUCGCCCUACAAGGCGUAUGACUCGUCCAGUAACUGUGUCAUCCGGGUCAGCCUCAGCGGGGAGUCAGACAACAUAUACAAGAGUGUUCUGCUGACCCACCAGGACCACACACCCGGGGUGAUAAAGAGCCUGAUGAGCAAGUUUAACCUUGAUGCAGAGGAGGCUGAAGAAUACAGGCUGGUCCAGAAGCUGCCUGAUGGAGAACUGCAGAUCCCAGAUCACGGCAACUGUUUCUAUGCCAUCAACCAGUCUGUAGAACCCAACUUCAUCUUGAGGAAGAAGUCGGAAGAAGGCGAGCUGCACAGAAAGUCCAAGAAGCGCACGACCUUGAGAAAGCUCAUGGAGGUCGUGUCGACUCAGUCUUAGAAUUCCUCAGACUUGUGCCAGACAUUGUCUAGAGAUGGCGGGAAGAUCUUGUGAGCAAAUCGCAAGUAAAAGCCUCCUGUGUCUCAAGAGCUAAACCUCUCAGAAGCCAGUCUUCUUACUCAAGAGCCGCACUGGUAAUGUUACGUCGGACGAAAAUGUUACACUAACCAGGAAAAAAGACAAUAUAUUCUUAUGUGGUAUCGUUGGCUGCCUUUCGAUGCAGUUUUGUGGCCAGUAUUUUGUCAGAGAUUUUUGUGCAACACAAGUCAGAUUUGUAUAGCGUGUUGCUGUCCAAAAGUGGAAAAGAAAGUGUUUCAUACGUCUUUGUAAAACAUCUUUCUGCAAUAUAUCUGUCUAACCUUUCAAGCUUUUAGUAAUUUUUGGCUACUGUUAAGCGAUCUCUAUGUCCAUAAAAAAAGAUUUGUGUUCUUCGUAUGUCCUCUUUGCCAGGAAACUAAGUUUGCUGGUUGUCUAGAUAACCCUGACUUUUGUUGACCUGUGACAUCAGGUCAUGAACUUUAACCCCAGGUCAUGACCUUUCUGGUGAUGUAAAUAUUUACAUUACUUCCUUUCUCUUCUCUUUACUGUAUAUGCUGCAUAUAUUUUGCUGUUUAAACAGUAUGUGCCAACCUGUACAUUGAAGCACUAUUAAAUGAUGCAACAAAAGAGAAUGGUGCCUUUCUGCAAUAGCACCAAAAAAGCCAUUGAAAUUAAGAAUAUAUUAACAGCCAUUAUUUGAGAGCCAUAGUGACAAUGAUGAAGGAAAUGUAUUGUGUAUAGUGAUGGUCCUUGUAAAGAUAAUGUAUAUUAUGUCGAAUUGAAUUUGCAAGGUGCAACAGAUGUAAUAUUCUUCUAACGUUGUUAUGUACGACUUGAUGUGAGAGCUGUACGAUGCAUGGAUUUGUGAGGCACACAUCUGGUUUUCUGUCGUGAUGUUUUUCAGAAGAAUGUCAGAAAAGAUGAACAUAUUGCCAGUCCAGAUUACAAUAUUUGGUCCACUGCCCAUAUUACAAUGCAAGCAGACUAACUGCAUAAAUGGUAGACACAUUUGUAGUGUCCUGUUGUGCCGGAUGUCUGACUGUCAAGAUGUUUUGUAUGCCCAACAUGUGAUUCAAACUUUUAAGGUUUUACAAGCUUCAGUGCAGAUAUCAUUGGAGGUUUGAUAUGUCAGACUUUGGGUACAAAUGGUUUUCAUUGUAAGAUAUUAAGUCUAACAUGAAUUUUCAUUAGAAGUUUAGCUUUAAGAUUUAAAACUUGGUCACAUGUAUCAUACUGUAACACUUGUAUCAAACUGCUUUUUACAAAGGUAUCAUUUUCUGAGGGACCAGCGACAGCGUCUGGUCUUACAUAAGGUAAAACUCUUGACAAAGGCAGAUUCUCUCAAAGAUGCUGGUUUGGAUCUAAUCAAGUGCAAUUAAUGGAAUGACUCAAGAUGAACUUGACUGAGAGUUGUUAAAUUUAUCAAUGCAAUUGUAAAUUUUGUUCUGUUACACUCAUUCAUUGUCUGUGUGCCUUCUUUGUUUUAUAUUUCCAUGUUGGAAUACAGAGACAGAGUUCCUGAUGCACUGGCUCAAGAAUCAGCCA
This is a messenger RNA of Branchiostoma floridae (Florida lancelet), 3931 nucleotides long. Its product is annotated as ral guanine nucleotide dissociation stimulator-like 1. Gene Ontology annotation, molecular function: guanyl-nucleotide exchange factor activity. Gene Ontology annotation, cellular component: plasma membrane. NCBI's taxonomy places the organism in Eukaryota, Metazoa, Chordata, Leptocardii, Amphioxiformes, Branchiostomatidae. Gene Ontology annotation, biological process: Ras protein signal transduction; positive regulation of GTPase activity. Bases 221 to 2347 code for a protein of 708 amino acids. The record is from RefSeq and is a predicted model, not a curated record. The transcript is spliced from 17 exons.